Maniola jurtina (meadow brown) is the source of this 2106-nucleotide messenger RNA. It is a transcript of the gene BAEE, whose product is annotated as CLIP domain-containing serine protease 2-like. The record is from RefSeq and is a predicted model, not a curated record. Lineage: Eukaryota; Metazoa; Arthropoda; Insecta; Lepidoptera; Nymphalidae. Gene Ontology annotation, molecular function: serine-type endopeptidase activity. The transcript is spliced from 7 exons. Bases 244 to 1341 code for a protein of 365 amino acids. Gene Ontology annotation, biological process: proteolysis.
UAUACAAGGAAAUCCCAUCAGAUACUCAGAUGAGCUUGCCUUUUCCGCGUUCAAACACGUUUCAACAGAUUGAGUAUAUUUCAGACACUGUUUGUUUUGUGUGUGUUGAACUAUUGAUAACCUUUAAACGUCUCCAAGGCUACUCAAAUUAUCGGUUAUAAGAAUCAAGACAAUUAUUGACAGUUCGAAGUUUUUCAAAUAAUAAAUCAAGGUUCAUGUGAAGUUAUAUGCAAAACAAUUGAUAUGUGGUGCAAAAAAAUCAUAAUUCUGUGUUUCCUCGCUACUGUGCUAUCUGUUUAUGCUGAUGGAUGCAACAACGCGCGAUGCACCUCCCUGGAACAGUGCACCGGACUGUACGACCAGUUGCAGCAGAACCCCGCCAGCCCCACCUUAAUAAGCCUGCUGAGGAGGUUGCACUGCGGCUUUGACUCGCAGCAACUGCCCAUGAUAUGUUGUCCACCAGAGUUCCUCAACCCCCAGCCGACGAACCGCAUGGGGUUCAACAGACGCGCGGCGCUGGCGCUGCUGCCGGACCGCAACACGUGCGGCGUCAUGAACGACGACAGGAUCUACGGCGGCAUCAUCACCGAGAUCGACGAGCAUCCCUGGAUGGCUUUGGUCAGAUAUAAAAAGCCAAAAGGCAGCGGAUUCUACUGCGGCGGGGUGCUAAUAUCGUCUCGAUACGUGCUGACUGCGGCGCACUGCGUCAAAGGAUCUGAUCUGCCAGAGUCUUGGACAGUGUCGCAAGUCCGACUCGGCGAGUGGAAUACUUCAACCACGAUAGACUGCGCCAGUAAGGGCGACUGCAGCCCUAAGCCGCUCGAUGUGCCGGUGGAGGAGGUCAUUGCACACGAGGGCUAUGAUCCAACUGACGGCCACCAGCAGAAUGAUAUCGCGCUGCUGAGACUGGCAUAUAAUGUGCCUUUUAAUGACUUCGUGAAGCCGAUCUGCCUCCCCACUGAUCCGUCUCUGGCGCGCGAAACUUUCGAGGGUGCUGAUAUGGAGGUGGCCGGCUGGGGGAAGACGGAAACAAGAUCAACCUCAGACGUCAAACUGAAAGUCCGAGUACCGGUGGUCAGGAAAUCGGACUGCCAAGAGAUUUACAGCAGGGCAGGACGGACUAUAACUGACAACCAGCUCUGUGCAGGAGGACUGUCAGGCCAGGACUCCUGCAGGGGAGACUCAGGGGGCCCGCUGAUGGGGCAGGUGGCUGCGAUGAACUGGAUGGCUAUAGGCGUGGUGUCCUACGGCCCUUCGCCUUGCGGAACCCCUGGAUGGCCCGGAGUCUAUACGAGAGUCACUGCCUAUAUCGACUGGAUACUUUCUAAGCUGAGACCUUAAUAAUUAGGAUUUUUUUAUUGCUUCGAGCGCACCCCAUACAAACGUAGUAUGAUUGUUAUUUUAACAGGCAGACGACUAUGACUUCAUACGUGUGGAUUUAGGUUUUUAAAAAUCCCGUCAGUACCUAGAACCAUUUUAAUUUUCAAGGAUAAAAAAUAGCACACAUCCAUCUUCGCCUUGUAUCCCAGAGACAGAUACUUACAAGCUAUUUUUACCUACAAAAUUUUAUUGACUUUGACUAUAUUCAAAAUCAAAUAAAAAUAACCGGUUUGUAUGGAGAGCGCUCGUUAGACUUCUCUUAAGUUUUACGCGUCCACAGUUCAUUUCACGUAAAAAUACCUUUAUACCUGCGCAGUGGGCGAUCUAUCGAUCUACUUAUUUGAUGGUAUGAAGUGAGUGGCAGUGACGGUGGGAGCAUCUACACCGCUGCGCAUUGAUUCGUUUAGACUUUAGAUCUUUUGUUUUGUGAGUCUAUGUAAGCAGUAGGUACCUAUAACCACAUUAUACCCAUUCGCAGCCCCUCCUACUUUGAUCAUAGGUAUUUUAUGUGAAACGAAUUAAAAUAUAGAAAAGCCUUUAAAGUUGACAAUGAUAUGUGUUUCAUGAUAACUAUUAACUAUGUAGAUUUAAGUCUGAAUCGCUCGAUUGGGAAUAACCCCCCUUCGCUCUCCAGAUCUCACCACAAACACUUACGUAGGGUUGCCACCUGCCACGUCUUGAUUUAGGGGUUACCAGCAUCAAAAAUACGGGUUUUAGAUUUUUUAC